Messenger RNA from Phaeodactylum tricornutum CCAP 1055/1, 1409 nucleotides. Its product is annotated as histone deacetylase 1 isoform. The transcript is spliced from 2 exons. The record is from RefSeq and is a predicted model, not a curated record. The coding region runs from base 129 to 1409 and encodes 426 amino acids. Gene Ontology annotation, molecular function: histone deacetylase activity. Lineage: Eukaryota; Bacillariophyta; Bacillariophyceae; Surirellales; Neidiaceae.
UUGUCUUUGUCGCUCAACAGACAGGAAGGCACAUACAUUAUACAUCAAAGCUAUUUUGCAACCAUUUUUGAUACUACUUUAAUAUCGCCUGGAUUCAAUAGGUCCCAAUUCGAUAGUAGAAACAUACAAUGGGGGACUCUAGGCGUGUAUCGUACUUUUACGAUGCCGAGAUCGGAAACUACCAUUACGGCCAAGGCCAUCCGAUGAAGCCUCAUCGCGUGCGCAUGACGCACAAUCUCGUCGUCAACUACGGCCUCUACCGCAAGAUGGAGGUCUUUCGUCCUCGUCUUGUUUCGCCCACCGCCAUGACGCGUUUUCACAGCGACGACUACAUCAACUUCCUCCGAGUCAUUACCCCCGACAAUAUGCAGGAUUACAUUCGUCCCCUCCAGCGCUUCAACGUGGGAGAAGACUGCCCGGUCUUCGACGGUUUGUUCGAGUUUUGUCAGCUCUACACAUCCGGAUCGAUUGGCGGCGCCGCUCGGCUUAACGAAAAUCGCGUCGAUAUUGUUAUCAACUGGGCUGGCGGUCUGCAUCACGCUAAAAAGGCCGAAGCCUCCGGAUUCUGUUACGUCAAUGACUGUGUCUUGGCCAUUCUCGAGCUUCUCAAGAAACACGAACGAGUUCUAUAUAUCGACAUUGAUAUUCAUCACGGAGAUGGAGUCGAAGAAGCCUUUUACUCGACCAACCGCGUCAUGACGGUCAGUUUUCACAAGUUUGGCGAGUACUUUCCAGGAACCGGGGACGUCCUCGAUGUGGGCUACGCCCAGGGCAAGAACUACGCCAUUAACUUCCCGCUCAACGACGGUAUGGAUGACGAUUCGUACGAAUCCAUCUUUCGUCCAGUGAUUGGCAAGAUCAUGGAAGUAUUCGCACCGGGCGCUGUUGUCUUGCAAUGCGGCGCCGAUUCGUUAUCGGGCGAUCGUCUCGGCUGCUUUAAUCUUUCGGCACAGGGCCACGCUAACUGUGUUGAGUUUGUCCGCUCCUUCAAUAUUCCAAUGCUGGUGCUAGGAGGCGGUGGUUAUACGCUACGCAAUGUACCGCGCUGCUGGACGUACGAAACGUCAGUCCUUACGGGAGAAAAAGUUUCGGACGAAUUACCCUUUAACGAUUAUUUCGAGUACUUUGGACCGGAUUAUCGGCUCCAUUUGCCCGUCUCGAACAUGGAAAAUCUUAACUCGCGAGCCUAUUUGGAUAAAACCAAGAAUCAGCUUUUGGAUAUACUGAGUCAAGUUGAGCCCGUGCCCAGCGUACAAAUCCAAACCGGACAGAUAGAUUCACAGACCAACCCUCGCUCUAUGGCGAUGGAAGUGGACGACGAGCCUCCAGCGGAGGAAUCAAAUCCGGAUGCGCGCGUAACGAGGGAAGACACUGGGCGAAAGGAACACGCGUCCGAGCUGGCGGCGUAA